CUUACAGUUUACAGAAAUUAAAAUUCAUUUCCACCAUGUUCAGUAAAGACGAUGCUCGUACUGUUCUUGGCAUCAUAGGCAACAUCGUAUCUCUGAUCUUGUUCGUGUCUCCUUUGCCGACGUUCAGGCGGAUAUGGAAGAAGAGGUCGGUGGAGGAGUACUCGGCGGCGCCGUAUUUAGCGACGUUUGUAAACUGCGGGCUGUGGGUACUAUACGGACUGCCUAUGGUACACCCCCACAGCACGCUGGUCGUUACAAUUAACGGCGCCGGGUUUGUCAUCGAGAUUCUCUAUUUGUCGAUGUUUUUGGUGUUCGCCGGCGGCGGUAAGAAGCGGCUGACGGUGGCGGCGAUACUGGCGGCGGAGUGCGCUUUUCUCGGCGUUCUCGCCGCCUUGGUGCUCAGUUUGGCGCGUACCACCAAACUCCGGUCGACCGUCGUCGGCAGCAUCUGCAUCGCCGGCAACAUUCUGAUGUACGCAGCGCCGUUGUCUGUCAUGAAAAUGGUAAUCGUGACAAAAAGCGUGGAGUAUAUGCCAUUUUUCGUCUCUCUUUUCUCCUUCUUCAACGGGCUUUGUUGGAGUGCUUAUGCUUUCAUCCGUUUCGACCCAUUUAUUCUUGCUCCAAAUGCAAGUGGAACUCUUCUUGGGCUGGCCCAAUUGAUAUUAUAUGCUACAUUUUACAAAUCCACUAAAAAAAUAUUGGCAGAUCGUAAAGCCCAAUCAGAAGUGGGCCUGGUGUCCAAAAGAGGCACAUAUGGUGGAGCUUAA
Molecule: messenger RNA, 767 nt
Organism: Andrographis paniculata
Lineage: Eukaryota; Viridiplantae; Streptophyta; Magnoliopsida; Lamiales; Acanthaceae
Product: bidirectional sugar transporter SWEET4-like
Exons: 5
Coding region: 36-767 (243 amino acids)
Biological process (GO): carbohydrate transport
Cellular component (GO): membrane
Molecular function (GO): sugar transmembrane transporter activity
Source: RefSeq, a predicted model, not a curated record